AUGGCGGUUCUCAUCAGCUCUAGGGUGUGCUUCCACCCUCUGUCUGGCUAUCCUGGCCCACGAUUAUGGGCAUCCAGUCGCAUUCCAUACCGACAUGCUCAGAUUUCACGAUUUUAUGGGCCUGUCGUUCGUCUUGCGCCUAAUAAGCUCUCCUUCGCAACGGAAGAAGCAUGGAGAGAUAUCUACAUGCACAGGAGAGGUCACUCCGAGGCGAAGAAGGAUACAAUCUGGUACAUGGCUCCGGAAGGCAUGCCACCUAAUAUUGUCACAACGGCGGACAUUCAAAUCCGAGCUCGCAUGCGAAGACUUCUGUCCACGUCGUUCAACGCACAAUCUCUUCUUGACCAAGCCCCAGUGCUGGAGGAAUACGCUGAUAAAGUUAUCGAUCGCUUGUCAGAAAUCUAUCGAGAUAAUACGUCGCAGGGCAAGGCCACUGUGGUCAACAUGCUCGAUUGGACCAACUUCUACACUAUGGACAUCAUUGGGGAUCUUGCGAUGGGCGAAUCUUUUCACUGCCUCGACCAGAGCUCAUACCACCCCUGGGUCAAAACCCUUUGCAUGUUCUUCAAAGGUAUAAUUAUAGCAGCUGCAGUACGGUUCUUUCCUGGCGGAUGGCUGCUGCUCCAGGCCUUGAUACCAAAGAAGUUACGUGAACAGCAGAAGCAGCGUACUGAGUUCACCAACGCAAAGAUCCGUCAACGUGUCGAGCUCAAGACGAGACGCCCUGACUUUCUUUCACCAUUCCUUCGUGAGAUGGAAGUGUCGCCAGAGAAAAUGUCACUUGGUGAGAUACAGUCUACUUUUGGAGUGAUCCUAGUUGCUGGGUCAGAAACCACCGCUACAACGCUCGUCGGGUGUCUGUAUAGACUGGCGUCCAACGUCACUACACAGGAGAAGCUCUGGUCGGAAGUACAGCACUUCCAGUCAAACCAAGCAAUAACCGUGGAAUCGACAAGAAACCUUGAGUACUUGGACGCAGUGCUCAACGAAAGCCUUCGGCUCUGCUAUGCCAUUCCUGGAGGCUUACCUCGAAUCGUUCCCGAAAAGGGCGAUACAUAUGCGGGUCACUUUGUCCCAGGGGGUACCUCGAUCUCUAUCCGACCACAUGUUCUUAUACACUCCGAGAAAUACUUCAAGAAUGCAUGGACUUUUGCACCCGAACGAUGGCUUCCCAAUGAGAAGCGUCCCGAGGAAUUUGCGAACGACAAUCUGUCCGCAAGUCAGCCCUUUAGUGUUGGCCCAACAGGUUGCAUCGGGAAGCCGCUAGCCUUGGCAGAGAUGAAAGUCAUGUUGGCAAAGUUGCUUUGGAACUUCCGAUUGUCCAUGGUUGAAGAUAAACCGUUCAAAUGGGAGGAUCUAAAGAUGAUGAUGGUCGUGGAGAAAGGGCCACUUUGGUUGGCGUUGGAGAAGCGACAGCACUAGUGGGACUUCACUCUACGAUGACACUCCACAUAUGAUGUGCCCAUGCAUAUAACUCUCAGCACUGGUUAGUAUAUAUGUGGAUUAAAUGAAUCUUGAAUGCACAC
Molecule: messenger RNA, 1526 nt
Organism: Paraphaeosphaeria sporulosa
Lineage: Eukaryota; Fungi; Ascomycota; Dothideomycetes; Pleosporales; Didymosphaeriaceae
Product: putative RNA polymerase II mediator complex component Srb8
Exons: 5
Coding region: 1-1422 (473 amino acids)
Molecular function (GO): heme binding; oxidoreductase activity, acting on paired donors, with incorporation or reduction of molecular oxygen; iron ion binding
Source: RefSeq, a predicted model, not a curated record